AUGAUAACUGCUAAUCGAACUAACGUUGUACAAUCACACUUUUUUGUCAUAGCAGCUUCUUCUCCACCUCUUCCAAGAGAGGAUACCGAAGAUAAUUAUUAUAAUCGAAGAAGAGGUGCAGCAUGGUUACCAUCAGCAAAUUGUACUUGUCUUUUAUCAGUUCUAGCUGGGCUAGCUUUAAUAGCAUUACUGACUAUGUCAAUUGUUAUUCCAAUAAUAGUUACAUUUUCAACUAUGACGAAUGAAAUAUCAUCAACGGCAAGUACUACUACUAUCGUGACCACAUCAAAUAUAACGACAGCAACUUCAACGACUUCGACGGUCACCACUUCAACAACAGCAACUUCAACAACUUCGACAGUCACCACUUCAACGACAGCAACUUCAACAACAUCCACGGUCACAACAUCAACUUCAACAACAUCAACGACAGCAACUUCAACAACAUCAACGACAGCAACUUCAACAACAUCAACUUCGACAGUGACAACUUCUACGACAACAACUACAACAACAGACAUUCCUUGUACAAAAGUAUGCACCUCACGAGAAACAUGUGAAGCCGGUGUAUGUGUAGGUAUUGGAUAUCUUUCAUGCACUUUGACAUGGUCACGGGCUGGAGACGGAGAUCUUGUGCUCAGAACACCAAAUAAUCAUGUUAUUUACUGGAACAAUGCAGGUCCAUCAUUCAGUACGGAUCAAGGAUAUCUUGACGUAGAUGAUAAAAACGGAACAGGACCAGAAAAUAUCUUUUGGUCAAACACUAGUUCUAUUCCACCAACAGGUACCUAUUAUGUCUGUUUCGAACCGUAUCUUUUCAAUCCAAAUGCAUCUUUAUCAAUUCCAAUCACAGCUACAGUUAAAGUUAAGCGCUCAACUGGCACCACAUUAAGCUUUACACGAACUUUUACGUCUCCUGGAAGAGAUUAUUAUUCAUGUUUUUCUAGUUCGAUAACUCUCUUGGGCUCAUUCACUUAUCCGUAG
Molecule: messenger RNA, 984 nt
Organism: Rotaria sp. Silwood1
Lineage: Eukaryota; Metazoa; Rotifera; Eurotatoria; Philodinida; Philodinidae
Source: the annotation of a GenBank genome assembly